Hypoxylon trugodes is the source of this 1978-nucleotide messenger RNA. RefSeq lists its product as uncharacterized. Bases 562 to 1419 code for a protein of 285 amino acids. The transcript has a single exon. The record is from RefSeq and is a predicted model, not a curated record. Lineage: Eukaryota; Fungi; Ascomycota; Sordariomycetes; Xylariales; Hypoxylaceae.
CACCAGUCAAGGAUAUAUCGGAGAAUCGAUCUAGCACUCUAUUUAUCCAUUCACCAGAUCUAAGCAGGAUCAACAUCCUGAACAUUGGAAUUAGACGAUUAAGUCUCGAUCUAGAGCUGUAGUAGACCUUGGUUAGAUCUAGUGACGUCAUUAACUUUGCGUAUCUGUGGUGCUUUGAGACCCGAACUGACUUCACUUACGACACUUCAUCUUACGAUACUACAGAUUGUUUCCUAAUUGGCUACUUUAUGAAGAGAAGCUUACUAUGUUUAGUAUCUGACUUAAGAGCUAUUCCUAUCCGUUGUCCUGCAAGCUUCUCGUCACCAACAUUGCGACUUGUAGGGCCUACGUUACUAAGACUCGUAUCUUUACAAUCACCUAUACCUUACCUCAGUCCUAUAACAACCAUGAGCGUACGCAGCAAUAAACACACGCCCUGGCACUUUAAGCUUAUAUGCGGAACAAUGCCUUCUAAAAGAAGCAUUUCCGAGUGUCAUAGCUCGUUCCUAUGACCCUAGACUCCUUACCUAGAAUGUAAUCACUAACUUCUUCCAUCAGUGGAUGGACUCGUGGUCGCGCCCGGGCAAGUCGCAAGCGACACCAGUGCCAUACUACCUCCUCCCAGGCGGCGAAUUAACACCAUACUGCCGCUCUUGCGGUCGCGUUAUAAGCUCACGGCGUGCGCACGACUCCAGUAACACUAGCAAUGGCGGCAGUAGCGCACCGAAUUACUGCUCUCAGCGCUGUCGCAACACCAAGCCUAGAAAGCUGGAUCGCGAGAUCGAGGCCACAUUUGUACGCAUGUUACUUGCCGAGGAACAGGAAGGUAACAAUGGCAGCGGUAGUUACAAAAUGCGAAAAUCCGCAAAAGCGAAGAAAGGCGACCCCCGCAUCAUCGUGUCCUGUGACGAAGUCCAAAAUAUUAUAUUCGGUGAUCGCGCGGAUCCGGAGAAGACAUUUGGACGGCGGAAGAAUCGUGCAUCAAGAAUCCUACCCGCAGCCGAGGAAGACGGUAGUACCCCUACCCAAAACGAAUUUAUUCACGAUGGAGACGAAGAUAGCGCCAUAGCACUCAGUCUUUCAGACUCCGAUACCUCCUCGAUCGACGGCGAUGUCCAAGCGCGCAUGGCCGUGCGAAGCGGAACCCGGAUCCGCCCAUCACAAACCACAUUCCUCGUAAACGGCAGCGUAGGCGGGGAAAAGGGGCGCGCGGAGCGCUCGCAAGAAAGCGAAGAAAACGCGCGGAAGCGAAUCGAGGGGCAGCGGAGAGCGAAACAGCGGGAAAUGGUUAGGAGUGCUGCGCGUAGACUCGUGGUUUUCGGAUUCGCCGGCGAGAGGAAAUGCGAAGCCGUUAUGCAAGGGAAGGUCGUCGAGCCUAGUUUCGCAAAGGGCGACUGGGGGAUUAGGUGGAGAGAAUGAGGGAAGGAAGGAAAAGAAAUGGUGUAUGUAGGUUGAUAGUUAGAGAGGAUUAUGAUGGGUUAUGGAUUACCUUGUUAAUAGGUAUUGCUUGCUUGGGUUUUCGUCGUUCCCGACCGCUUUUGUUUGCUUGAACUUGGCCGUCGUCAUGGGCUAGAGAAGAAAGUAUGUAGGGUUCGCGCGCGCACUGUAUACGGAGAUUUAGGAUAUCAAUACCAGGUUCAAGUUGCUUGUCCUAUAUCCACACAAAUUACCCCGGCGUUGAAAUUGCGAUCGACUGGGUAUACCGCCUGCGUCUUAUGGCAUGGCACGAGAGAUGGUAGCCGUGUAACAUCGGACCGGGACUUCGAUGUACGAAUUAUAUGAAUUUGCCAGAAAGACGCGUCUUAAGAAAGCUACGGUAUAAUUAAGUAGACCGCUAUUAUCCAAAAUAUGACAAGCCAGUAAGGGGUCCUUAUGGAGGGGGUUGGGGAUUCAAGACAAGAAUUUACGGAGCCGAACAACUCCGUUCGACGGGAGCUUGUUACUUUAUAUGUAUCCAUAUUGUCCCCCGAAUCGCUUC